CCGAGUUUGCUCCGACGGCUCUCUCUCUCUCUCAAUGGGGAAGAAAACGAAGAAGCCCGGGAGAGGCAAAGAGAAAACAGAGAGAAAAACAGCUAAAGCAGAGGAAAAGCGAGCUCGUAGGGAAACCAAGAAGAUAUCCGAAGAAGACGAUAUCGACGCUAUUUUGUUGAGCAUACAAAAAGAGGAAGCUAAGAAGAAGGAGGUUCAUGUUGAGGAAAAUGUCCCUGCGCCAUCUCCUCGAUCAAACUGUUCGCUCAACAUUAAUCCAUUGAAAGAGACAGAAUUGAUCCUCUAUGGGGGUGAAUUUUACAAUGGUACCAAGACAUUUGUGUACGGUGAUCUUUAUCGAUGUGAUGUUGAAAAGAAGGAGUGGAAAUUGAUAUCAAGUCCAAAUAGUCCACCACCACGAAGUGCUCAUCAAGCAGUGGCCUGGAAGAAUUAUCUGUACAUAUUUGGUGGAGAGUUUACAUCCCCAAAUCAAGAGCGGUUCCAUCAUUACAAGGACUUUUGGGUCUUGGACCUGAAAACAAAUCAGUGGGAACAGCUAAAUCUAAAGGGAUGUCCAAGUCCACGGUCAGGUCAUCGGAUGGUUUUAUACAAGCACAAGAUUAUUGUUUUUGGUGGCUUCUAUGACACCCUUAGAGAAGUGAGGUAUUUCAAUGAUCUGCAUGUAUUUGACCUGGAUCAAUUCAAGUGGCAAGAAAUAAAACCUAGACCUGGAUCUAUGUGGCCAAGUGCUCGAAGUGGUUUUCAACUUUUUGUUUACCAAGAUGAGAUAUUUUUAUAUGGUGGCUAUUCGAAAGAAGUUUCACUUUCAUCUGAUAAAAAGAACUCUGAGAAAGGAAUUGUUCAUUCAGAUAUGUGGUUGCUUGAUCCUAGAACUUGGGAAUGGAACAAGGUAAAGAAAAGUGGAAUGCCUCCUGGGCCUCGUGCUGGUUUUUCUAUGUGUGUCCAUAAAAAGAGGGCUCUGCUAUUCGGUGGUGUAGUGGAUAUGGAAGUUGAAGGUGAUGUAAUAAUGAGCUUGUUCUUGAAUGAACUUUACGGCUUCCAGUUAGAUUGUCAUCGCUGGUACCCUCUGGAGCUGCGAAAGGAGAAGUCAACCAAAGAUAAGUCAAAAAAGAGUUCAGACCAAAAACCUAAUGCCGUGACUGACAGAAGGAUAAGUCCAAUUGAACUAAGAGAGUGUGGGGCAAAUGAUAUGGAUGAAAAUUUUGAGUACCAUGAAGAUGCAGCUGACAUGGAAAGCAACAUAGAUGACGUCUCUCAUCAUAUGGCAACAAACAUGACUGUAGAUGACGAUAAGUUGCCCACCAGAUUCGAUGGAAAGAUUUCUGAAUCUAGUGUGAAAAUUGAUGUGCAAAAUUCCAAUCUUCCAGAGAUAGUGAAGCCUUGCGGGCGUAUUAAUUCUUGCGUGGCUGUUGGAAGAGAUACAUUAUACAUCUAUGGUGGCAUGAUGGAGGUUAAAGAUCAAGAAAUUACACUCGAUGAUUUGUAUACUCUUAAUCUCAGCAAACUUGACGAGUGGAAGUGCAUCAUACCGGCAUCUGAAUCUGAAUGGGUAGAAGCUUCAGAGGAGGAAGAUGAGGAUGAGGACGAAGAUGAUAGUGAAAAUGAGGAAUGCAAUAGUGGAAGCAACAGUGAUGAGACUGAUGAUGAAGAUGCAGCAGCAGAGGCUACAAAUGGUGCUAAACCAAUUGAAACGGGAGAUGCUGUUGCCAUAAUAAGGGGUGAGGGAAAGACACUAAGAAGAAAGGAGAAACGGGCCCGAAUAGAGCAGAUCAGAGCUAAUCUUGGCCUUUCAGAUUCACAGAGGACGCCAAUGCCUGGAGAAUCCUUGAGAGAAUUCUACAAGCGUACGAAUUUGUACUGGCAAAUGGCAGCACAUGAACAUACUCAACAUACUGGAAAGGAACUCCGAAAAGAUGGUUUUGAUCUUGCAGAAGCUCGAUACAGGGAGCUUAAGCCAAUCCUUGACGAGUUGGCCGUAUUGGAGGCAGAGCAGAAGGCUGAAGAGGAAGAAGGGCCUGAAACUAGUUCGAGAAAGAGAGGAAAUAAGAAAAACAAGGCCUUGGCUUUACGCUAGUUUUGAGCUUUCCAUAUUUUUGAAAUUAUUUGGAUGCUUUUGUUGUUGUAUUAAAAUUACAUUACAUCUAGGCUGAGGUUUAUUUAUUUAUUUAUUUUUCUUCCCUAAGUUUAUUGGUGGGAUUUAAUGGAGACCAAUUUUUUUGAUCUUCUGUGUCAGGUUAAGGCUUGAAUAUAACAUUCUUGUUCUGGACAUAGUUCAUGGGUCGCUAAAUUGACUUAUUUGUGAAUUUCAUUU
Molecule: messenger RNA, 2320 nt
Organism: Malania oleifera
Lineage: Eukaryota; Viridiplantae; Streptophyta; Magnoliopsida; Santalales; Ximeniaceae
Exons: 20
Coding region: 35-2083 (682 amino acids)
Molecular function (GO): protein binding
Source: RefSeq, a predicted model, not a curated record